AUGCCAACGAAUUCGGACUGGGCCGAUGACCUGGACGAUUCAUAUGAUGAAAGGUGUUCGGAUGUUAUUGCGGUUCGUUUGGAUCGAAAUGAAGCCGGAAGCCUUGGGGUACAAAUAGCGUCGAGUGGUGGCGCUGUCUUCGUGAAACAAAUCACUGCUGAACCGGCCAUCUCGAACCCGAAUAUUCAAGUCGGUGAUAGAAUUAUCACGCCCAUCGCUAGUUGA
This is a messenger RNA of Anisakis simplex (herring worm), 225 nucleotides long. The record is from the annotation of a GenBank genome assembly. Lineage: Eukaryota; Metazoa; Nematoda; Chromadorea; Rhabditida; Anisakidae.